This is a messenger RNA of Blepharisma stoltei, 708 nucleotides long. The record is from the annotation of a GenBank genome assembly. Lineage: Eukaryota; Ciliophora; Heterotrichea; Heterotrichida; Blepharismidae.
AUGGUGAAGAAUGGCUAUCAGAAUAAGAAAUCAGGGACCAAAAAUACAAGGCAUUCCAGUGAUGAAAUUUGUGAAAGUGAAAGCAAAGAGAAUAAUGAAAAUCAAGCAGCAUCUUCUGGCCUAGAUUCGCAACAAAGUGAAAAUAAUCAAAGUCAAGGAGAAGAAGAGGAUAGACGAUUAUUAGCUUUCAAAAACACUGCAGUUGGCUGUGUUAUGUACUUUUUACGAAAGCACAGCCCAGCUCCUAUCGAAAAAAUUAUUGAAUUUGUAAAGUCUAAGGAAGAUUCCCUCGUUAAUUCAAAAAAGCAUAAAUAUAAGAAAAGCGCCUUUGAGAUAGUGGAUUAUGCUUUGACUUGAUAUCCAAAGCUUUUCUUAUUAAAUGAUCGGUUUCACUAUUACUUAAAUGUAAUUAAGAAUUAGGAAAAAGAGGCAGAAAAGCACGAAAAAAAGUACAAAUCGAUGGAGAAUGCAAAUUCUGGCAAAAGGAAAUUGAAAUAUAAGGAAAAAGCUGAAAAGAGAAGGGAAAAUAUCGAAAAGAUGAAUAGAAUCAGAACGCAGAUUGAAGAUGACUUAAGAAGUGGGACGGCCGAACCUUCUUUACUUACUAAAACCUAUAAGGUUUUAACUUCAGGCGAUCAGAAAGCAGCUGAGGAUCUUAAAUCAGUGAUAAGAUCUGCUUAUCUUGAAUUCAGGGGCUUAUCUCCUUAA